Molecule: messenger RNA, 1245 nt
Organism: Diaporthe batatas
Lineage: Eukaryota; Fungi; Ascomycota; Sordariomycetes; Diaporthales; Diaporthaceae
Exons: 2
Coding region: 1-1245 (414 amino acids)
Biological process (GO): tripeptide transport; transmembrane transport; allantoate transport
Cellular component (GO): plasma membrane
Molecular function (GO): allantoate transmembrane transporter activity; dipeptide transmembrane transporter activity
Source: RefSeq, a predicted model, not a curated record
AUGGCUGUUGUUGAUCCCCCAUAUGAGAGAUCAAAGGGAUCUCAGCUACCCACGCCCGACAAUUCCACGCAGAUCAAAAGUGCAGUUGGCUACAGCGAAUACGUGGCUGGCCUUGAGCUCGAAUUCACAGCCUCUGAUGAGCGGAGAACACGAUGGAAGAUCGACCUGGUGAUCAUUCCCAUCUUCCUAGUCACCCAGGCUAUUCAGCAAAUGGAUCGGACCGCCCUGAACUAUGUCAACUUAUUCGGAUACCAAAAGGCGCUCGGAUUGCAAGGCUACCAGUUCAACUUCCUGUCUUCAAUGGUCUACGCCGGAUACUUCUUCGGCCAGUACCCCGCCGGUUGGCUCAUCGGGCGGUUCCCGGCGCAGAGGGUGCUCAGUACCAGCAUCCUGGCUCUGGGGGUCCUGACGAUCUUGAUGACGCAAUGUACGAAUUAUCGCAGUGCCUUGGCCGUGCGUUUCUUCACUGGAAUCUUUGUGGGAGCAGUCAUCCCUUGUCUCACUCUCAUGACAGGAUUCUGGUUCACGCGUCGUGAGAUCCCACUCAGACAGUGCAUCUGGUUCUCCGGCCUUGGCUGGGGCGGUAUCUUGGACUCCUACAUCUCAAUGGGCGUUUCCAAAAUGUCAGACAACACGUCCCCUCCAAAAUGGCAACUGGUGUUCUACAUUCUUGGUGCAAUUAGUUGUCUCUGGGGAAUAGCCAUGGUUUUUCUCCUCCCGGAUAAUCCAUCCGCUGCUUCCUUCCUUACACCGAGAGAAAGAAUUGUCGCAGUCGCCAGAGUCGCAGGAAAUGGGACGGGUAUCAAGAAUAAGCACUUCGACAAGAAGCAGGCCUGGAUCGCCUUCUAUGACCCCAAAACGAUCUUGUUAUUUGUCUCCGUCGCCGGUGCGGCAAUUCCGAACGGUGUGAUUACAUCUUUCUCGACAGUAAUCAUCAGGGAUCUUGGCUUUACAACAACCAAGACGACUGCGUUGAAAUCAGUAGGGGACGCUGUUCAGAUUCUCGCCCUCUUCAUAGGAGGCGCGAUCACGCUGAACGUCCCGAAUUCUGCUGUAGCCGGGGUCAUUUGCACUGUCUGUGCUGCGCUGACGGCAUAUCUUCCACGCUCUAACACAUGGGGCCGACUGGUCUCAUUUUGGCUCGUCAACUUUCAGUCCGUGAGCUACACCAUCAGCCUGACAACAAUCUCCUCCAACAUGGGGGGUUACACACACCGAGCCUCUGCUACCGCUAUUGUUUUGUAA